This is a messenger RNA of Amaranthus tricolor (Joseph's coat), 928 nucleotides long. RefSeq names its product ADP-ribosylation factor. Gene Ontology annotation, molecular function: GTPase activity; GTP binding. The record is from RefSeq and is a predicted model, not a curated record. Gene Ontology annotation, biological process: vesicle-mediated transport; intracellular protein transport. Gene Ontology annotation, cellular component: cytoplasm. The transcript is spliced from 7 exons. Lineage: Eukaryota; Viridiplantae; Streptophyta; Magnoliopsida; Caryophyllales; Amaranthaceae. Bases 167 to 712 code for a protein of 181 amino acids.
AUUAGGCAAUGCAAUGGAGUAUAUUUAGAGGAAAAAAUCAUUAUAUUCUCUCCUUCGUCUCCUCUCUACCUCUCUCCUCAGCAUCUCGUGAUCGUGGACGCUUCAGCUUCCUGAGAUCUUCGCCUUUUCCUCACCAAAUUUAAUUUGUGGACUUAGCAGACGAAAAAUGGGGCUUUCGUUUACGAAGUUGUUCAGUCGGCUGUUUGCGAAGAAGGAAAUGCGUAUUCUUAUGGUAGGUCUCGAUGCAGCUGGUAAAACUACUAUUCUUUAUAAACUCAAGCUCGGAGAGAUUGUCACCACUAUUCCUACCAUUGGAUUUAACGUCGAGACUGUAGAGUACAAGAACAUUAGCUUCACCGUGUGGGAUGUCGGAGGUCAAGACAAGAUCCGUCCAUUGUGGAGACAUUACUUCCAAAACACUCAAGGACUCAUCUUUGUGGUUGACAGUAAUGACCGUGACCGUGUCGUUGAGGCCAGGGACGAACUACAUAGGAUGUUAAACGAGGAUGAGUUACGGGAUGCAGUCUUGUUGGUGUUUGCCAACAAGCAAGAUCUUCCAAAUGCAAUGAAUGCUGCUGAGAUCACUGACAAACUUGGUCUCCAUUCUCUACGUCAGCGUCACUGGUACAUACAGAGCACAUGUGCCACCUCCGGAGAAGGGCUUUAUGAGGGUUUGGACUGGCUCUCGAACAAUAUUGCUAGCAAGGCUUAAAUGAAAGAAAUGGAGUAAACGUUAGCUGUUCUCAGAUGAGAUGCUGGAAUAGGCUGAGGAGUCUGCCAGUACUGCUGGUGUUGCCCUUUUUAUUUUUGUCAUUCUAUGUUCUAAUUUUUGGUUUCUAAAAGGACAAAAGGAUAUAUCUUUCUGUUGUUUAUGUUGACAUGUUAUAAUACCCUAUUUUUUAGCUUAUGUGAUCUUCUGAAUUGUGAA